AUGACGGAGCCAGAAGAGUUGCUCAGAACGCGGUUACGCCAGGCCCAGCUGAAAAGAAGGAUUGGCAGUGUGCAUGCUUUGCACCAGCAGAACGCAUCCACACCGAUAAAGUUCGACAGAACAUACCUGCUAUGCAUUCAGAUUCCUCAUGAAGAUCCAUUAGUCGUCAAUCUGAAGGUUGCAGAAUGCCUGGUUCGAAGAGUUUUGAUUGAUCCAGGAAGUAGUGCGAAUGUCAUGCCCAGGGUGACGUUCGACCGACUUGAGAUCGAACCCAAAAAACUCAAACCCACAGGAAAUCCAUUGCUCGGAUUUGAUGGGAAGCGAGUGGAACCCAUUGGAAUGGUGGAAUUGACAGUACAAGCUGCUGAGCGAGUUUUGACUGAGAGUUUUGUGGUCGUGGAAAUUCAUCCAUCCUACAACCUCUUGAUGGGCAGAGGGUGGAUUCACAGAGUUCAGGGCGUCCCAUCAACCUUGCAUCAAGUGAUGCGAUACUUAGGUCCAGAUGGGACCAAGGUGAUAGACAUACAUGGGGACCAGGUUGCAGCUAAAGAAUGUUAUUCAGUGACUUUGAAAUUUGCUGGAAAAGGGAAAAAUCCCAUCCGUUCUGCCAGUCCAAAAUAG
Molecule: messenger RNA, 621 nt
Organism: Cornus florida
Lineage: Eukaryota; Viridiplantae; Streptophyta; Magnoliopsida; Cornales; Cornaceae
Exons: 1
Coding region: 1-621 (206 amino acids)
Source: RefSeq, a predicted model, not a curated record